GAGAAGGAAGAUUCCAUUUUCUCCUCUAUAGUCAUUUUGUCAUCUAUGACAGCAAGUGACAGUCGCAUUAGGAGUUAACGAGUUGAUACGAGGGGCCAUUGUUAGGUGUUUAAUGUAGAAGGAAUGUUCAGGUUUUUGAAACAGAUACCAUUUACUGUGCCAUCCCAAGGAACACCGCCCUCGGGUAGACGACAUGAUGGACGAUGGGAUGAGAAUAAUGUUGGUGGUGGAUCAGAACCGGCUUCACCAACUGGAAAACGACCUUCUGUUGAAAUACCAGGAGCAUAUGCCUUGGGAUCCAUAGAUCCUACAUUAUAUCGGAUAGCCGACGAAGACGAUAUUUAUGAAGUACCUAGGGACCAUAUCGGGCGUGUUUGGUUUGCUGUGGAAUAUGAAAGGGAAACUGAGAAACUAUUAGUAACAUUGAUCAAGGCGAGAAAUCUCCCAAGUCGAUCUUGUGGAAGUGAUAAUGGAUGCGACCCAUUUGUAAGAAUAUAUUUGAUACCAGAUGAACGGCGAUAUUUACAGUCUAAAUUUAGAAAGAAAACCUGUAAUCCAAAGUUUGAAGAAAGUUUUGUUUUUCAGGUUUCAUUAAGAUCAGUAGAAGAUAGAGUCCUCAAGCUGACAGUAUUUGAUGUGGAUCGCCAUAAACGCCAUAAUGUUUUAGGUCAUGCUCUUUAUCCUCUACGAGAUCAUGAUUGUCAAAGUAAUGAACGAGUGGUAGUCUGGAGAGAUUUAGAGAAGGAAGUAGCUGAGACGGCCACAAACAAAGGUGAAUUAUCAGUAUCAACUUCGUAUAAUAAUCAUCUUGAAAGGAUAACCAUCGGAAUUUUUGAAGCCAAAGAUUUUAAACAAUUUGACGGAGCAAACUCUUUAGAUUACUACAUCAAAGUUUGUUUAAUGGUGCAGAAUAAAGUGAUAAAGACUAAGAAAUCAGAAAUUGUCAGAAAAACAACUUGCCCAACUUUUAAUGAAUCAUUUAAUUUCAAAUUACCAGUGAAUAGUUUGGAUACUGCAAGUGUUACUUUGACUGCCAUGCAGCAUCUUACUGGACAUAAAGAUAAAGUGGUUGGUCGGAUAACUCUGGGAUCAUUUAUGUUUGCCAGAGGUAAAGAAUUGGAACAUUGGAAUGAAAUGAUUGCAAACCAAAAGGAACAAAUCACUCAUUGGCAUGUGUUAACGUGAUGACAAUUAUUACUUAUAUCAAACUUGGAUAGCAUUAAUUUUAGACCUUAAUGGACUAAGAGAAACCAGACAUUGGUUAUUAUAAACGUUCAAUAUCAUGUACAAAUCUGGACAAAAUUCCGUGCCUCUUAAGUUAUUGUGUUAUUUUGGAUUUUUGAGAAUUUCAAUGUAAAUAUGUAAAAUAAUCAUAGAUGUGUGGCUUUAUUGUGUUAAUUUAAUGUUGUAAAAAGUGAUACCUUAUAAUCUGACAUAAUAACAUACACAAUAAAGUAAAAUAGAGUUUUAAAAUUC
Molecule: messenger RNA, 1476 nt
Organism: Lottia gigantea (owl limpet)
Lineage: Eukaryota; Metazoa; Mollusca; Gastropoda; Lottiidae
Gene: Syt15b
Product: synaptotagmin 15b
Exons: 8
Coding region: 124-1185 (353 amino acids)
Biological process (GO): regulation of dopamine secretion; regulation of calcium ion-dependent exocytosis; cellular response to calcium ion
Cellular component (GO): membrane
Molecular function (GO): clathrin binding; calcium-dependent phospholipid binding; phosphatidylserine binding
Source: RefSeq, a predicted model, not a curated record